CUACUUCAUGAUAUGCGAGGUAGGCAGCUUUGGUGAACUAGUGUUAGUUGAAUUUGUUGUCGUCUUUUUGUGCUUCUUUUUGGAAGCUAGGUUGUAUUUUCUGGAUCUUACCCAGAUCCCCACUACCACAUACAAACAUGAGACGGUGGAGCCAUGUACUGCUGUGUUUGCUCGUGACCAUCUUAGGGAUGGCGUCGUCUUGCCGGUCGCAACCUGCCCACCCCCACAUUGUGAUGAUAGUAGCAGACGAUCUAGGUUGGAACGACAUCGGCUUCAACAACCCAAACAUCAUCAGCCCAAAUUUGGAUGCUCUAGCAAGGGAGGGAAUAAUUUUAAACCAGAGUUAUGUACAGCCCCUUUGUUCGCCGUCUAGGGCUGCCCUCAUGACCGGAUAUUACCCUUUCCGUCUUGGGCUACAGCACCUCGUCAUCACACAAGAGCAGGCUGUCUGUGUCCCCGACAACAAAACUCUACUACCCCAGGUCCUCAAGAAACAAGGAUACGCCACACACAUCAUUGGCAAGUGGCACCUGGGCUUCUGCAAGUGGGAGUGUACGCCCACAUUUAGGGGCUUCGAUUCCUUUUUUGGCUACUACAACGCCAUGGAGGACCAUUACACCAAGAUGUACGGUCAGGGCUACGAUUUCCGUGACAACCAAGAGGUGUAUAAGGCAGCAAACGGCACCUAUUCCUCUUACCUGUACACAGAGAGGAUCAAGCAAGUCAUCAACAGCCACGACCCCCAGACGCCACUCUUCCUCUACCUGCCCUUCCAGAACGUUCAUGAACCUCUUGAGGUGCCUGAAAAUUUUUCCAACUUGUACCCCAACAUCAAGGACGUGAACAGACGAACAUUUUCAGGUAUGGUGACGGCGCUGGAUGCUGCUGUAGGUCAAGUGGUCAAGGCCCUAAAGGACAGAGGCCUCUAUGACGACACGCUCAUCGUCUUCACCGCUGAUAACGGCGGGUGGGUGCCGUACGGUGGCAACAACUUGCCCCUGAGGGGAGGGAAGUUCACGGUGUUUGAAGGCGGCACCAGGGCUGUGGCGUUUGUCCAUGGACCCAUGUUCUACAAGACUGGCAUACGAUACGACGGAAUGUUCCACAUGGUUGACUGGUUCCCUACCCUAGCAGAGGUGUCAGGCUCGACCUACACAGAUCCUGAUGCCGACGGUGUCAGCCAGUGGAAGUCCCUGCUGUCCCUCAGUCUACCUUCUGCUAGACAGGAAGUGGUCUACAACCUGGACUUCAGUAUCGACCCCUUCCAGGGCAGGGCGGCCAUCCGUGUCGGCGACUAUAAACUAGUGGCGGGUUUUCCCGGUCUAUUUCCGGACUGGUACCAGCCCGGGCAGGUGGCGAGGCCCAUCCUGGAGAGAUGGAAUGACGUAACAGCAGACGGCACCAUCAACUGGCACCUGGUCAACGAGACCUUGUUCAAGGUCGCACUCAAUGACCCGCCCAUCUACUACUACCUGUUUAAUUUGAAAGAUGACCCAGCCGAGCGCACCAAUAUUUACGAUGACCACCCAGACAUUGUCCAGCAACUAGAGGACAGACUCAACUACCACAAACAACAUUACAUCCCACCCAACUUCCCCCCUGGUUCACCUGCAGCUAAUCCAGCUCAUUAUGGAGGGGCCUGGACACCUGGAUGGUGUUAGGACACCUGGAUGGUGUUAGGGGACUUGAUGGUGUUAGG
Messenger RNA from Physella acuta, 1699 nucleotides. RefSeq names its product arylsulfatase B. NCBI's taxonomy places the organism in Eukaryota, Metazoa, Mollusca, Gastropoda, Physidae. The record is from RefSeq and is a predicted model, not a curated record. Gene Ontology annotation, molecular function: sulfuric ester hydrolase activity.